UAUAUACAUAUAAAUAUAAUGCUCAUUUUCUCUAUAGUUCUCUGCAAAUCUCAAGCAGAAGAAUAGACAUCUGCACUUGACACCUGUCGUCCUCUGCAGAAAGGCGGUAUCUCCCAUGACGCUUUGAGAUUCGAUCGUGACUUGCUUCCAACUCUCUCAUUGUCUUCUUCUUCCUUGUCCUCCUCUGCAAUGCUGCUCUGCAUAAGAGGGACACACCUCAGUUCUCUACUCUCAUGGCGUCUCUAACACCAGGCGUGUUAUCCAAGCUAAUACUAAAUGCCGGCAACAAGGAUGUGAAGGUGUUCGGAGAGCAUCGAUCGGCAUUGUUGCAGGUCAUUGAAAUCGUGCCCUCCCUCGCCGGAGGCGACGAUCUCUGGCAGAGCAGAGGCUUCUUCUUGAAGCUCUCUGAUUCUCUUCACUCCGCUUACGUUUCCGUUUCUGAUGAAGAUGUCGAUUUGAUCUCCACCGAUAAGAUCCAGCUCGGCCAGUUCGUCCACGUGGCUGGCCUCGACGCCGGAUCCCCUGUUCCCGUGCUUCGCGGGAUAAAGCCAAUUCCGAAGCGGAGGCCUUGUGUGGGUAAUCCCAAGGAUCUGGUGUCCAGUGACUUGUUGCCUAUUCGAUCCAGUGCUGUUCAUUUUUCAAGGACGACGAAGAAGGAUAAAUUGAAAACCAAGGCCAAAAGGUCGGUGCUUCAAGAUACUAAGUCGAGGCGAGCUUCGAUUGGGAAUGGGCCAACUUUGGAGUGUUUGGAGCUGAGGAGAUUGAGUUUGGACUCGGCGAGAAGGGCUUGGGAUCAGAGUCCCACGCCUAAGAAAACUACUCCACCGAAAUCAUCGCGUUUCAAAACCAAACAAAUUUCCACUUCUUCAAAUGUUAGUUCUGAUAAGAAGGCUUCUUUCAAGAUCGAUUCAUCAUCAAAGCGUUCAAGUGUGAGUAUUUCACCAUUGAAAAGCAAAAAUGAAAUAUCUUCACCAAAACUAGCUUGCAAGCCUUUGCAAAAGGAUUCGAAGUCAUCGGUUGGGGUUGCCAUUCCUAGUCGGGUUGGGGUUGCUAUUCCUAGUCGUGUUGUUAAAGUGCCCUUCAGGUUCAAAACUUGGUCAGACCAAAAUAUUUCAUGGGAUUCACUUCCUCCUAGAAUUCAUGAUUUAGGAAAGGAUGCUGCAUCUUAUAGAAAUGUUGCAUUUUUAGCUGCUGUAAAUGCACUGGAAGAAGCGUCAGCUGCAGAGGGUGUCAUUCAGUGCAUGAGCAUGUUUGCAGAACUGUGCGAGUCCUCACAGAAAGAUUCUGCCGGACCACUAGUGGAACAGUUUUUGAACCUCCAUCAGGAUAUGCAGAAAGCAGCAAUGUCAAUUAAUGCCUUGCUCAGCACAAGGCUUGCUGAAGUGGAGAGUAGCAGUUGUUGUAGCUCACAGCCUCCAUUGGCAGAAGCAUGUAAAAAUUUCAACAAUAAGAAUGCCAUAUCAUGGGUUCAAGCUGCUCUAGAGACAGAUCUUUCCAAAUUUUGUCUGUUCAGGAAGCAGGACAAUAGAGAAAUUCGGAGUGGUGAAAAAUGUCACUAUAUUGUCUUAGAAAAUUCUCCAGAAAUGAAGUCUGAGAACCAUUCACCUCAAAACAAACCAAGCCCCAGAAAUAAUGGAGGCUUAUCAGAUUCUAGUGCAAAAGGGUUGCCAAGCCCUUCAUGGCGGCGGUUCUCAGCCUCAAAGAGAAUGAGUGCCAAAAGGGAGGAAUGGUCUAAGGGGAGUGGAUUAAGGGAGACUGCAAAUUUGGCAAAAAAGCUUCUAUCUGUAUCUCGUGGGUGGUUCCUGAAGUAUUUGGAAGAUUCAUUGAAUAAGGGAUUUGGAUUGAAGAGGGAGGAGGGAGGUGCUGAAAUUGCAUGUCUGCUUGGGCAGCUUAAAAGGGUGAAUCAAUGGUUAGAUGGCUCAGUCGAGGAUGGAAUGGAGGUUGAUGAGAGGAUAGAGGGUUUGAGGAAGAAGUUAUAUGGCUUUUUACUGGAGCAUGUUGAUUCUGCAGUUGUUUCUGGCAAGUAGGUAGAUAUGGUAAAACAGAGAAAAUUAUAUUGGCAUAUAUUCUCUCCAUUACUGAUUAAUUUAAAGUUCUGAUACAUAUAUCAAGAUCCACGGUUAAGAGUUUACCAGGAUGUGUGUUUUUGGCUUGGAGUCCCAUCACAGGAUGCACAAUCAUCCCGUUUCACUUUUUCUACUGUUUCUCUAACUGUUACUAACUGAUGGAAAAAGAAAAUCAGAGAAAUAGCAUUGACAUGAACUUGUAGUUUCGGAUCAUUAAAGUGUAUAGUUUACUUGGUUCUGUUGUAGAUCAGUGUGAGAUUCCUUUCCAUUUAUUCUUUGCUUUACUUUUUUCCUGCUUAAAAAUGUUGGCAAAUUUGGAGCUAGAGUCUUGCGUAAUCCAAAACUGUCAUCUUAUUAUGUUCUGAAUGUAUGAUGAUUGCCUUUAUGGAUUAAA
Messenger RNA from Vitis vinifera (wine grape), 2460 nucleotides. RefSeq lists its product as uncharacterized. Bases 234 to 2027 code for a protein of 597 amino acids. The transcript is spliced from 4 exons. Lineage: Eukaryota; Viridiplantae; Streptophyta; Magnoliopsida; Vitales; Vitaceae. The record is from RefSeq and is a predicted model, not a curated record.